UAGUGCUAGUUAGACCUGUAAAUAAUCUUGAAUUAAACUAUUUGCUGAGAGUCUGCUCUAAAUGAACAGCUGUGUUACUUCCGGCCGGUUGCCUAGAUGGUAGUUUGGUGACCGAACAUGCUCCAUUGCCUAAGUUAGUGCAUAGUUUUUAAGAUAAAAGUGUUUAAUUUUUAGUGCGAGUUCUCGAAUUUGAGUGUGUAAGAUUUGUUCUCUUUAUAGUAUUUGUUUUUGAUCCACUUCACUCGGGAUUUCAAAAAACUACAAUCAGCUGUUGCUUAAAUAGGCAGCCAUGGACAAUUCCAGAGACAAAAAAAGAUUACAAAUAAUUUGACCAACAUUUAAGAAAGAUGAAGCCCUUUAGAUUCUCAUGUCUAGACUUCUCCUUCCAAUGUGUAGAGUUCUUGUUCCAAGCAAUGUUGUGGUCUCCAAUGUUUUCGAAUGCUUUUGAAGAUUGCGUAUUUCUUUGACUUUUAACAAUAUUGUGCUUCUUUGCUUAAAGGUACUCUCUGUUUUAUAUAAUUGUGUAAGUUUAGGAGCCAAUAAUUUGGCACCUUGUCCAUAUGCCUGCCUUUUGAGGUUGUCUGAUUCGUCGCUUUAGGAGGUGACUAUCCCCUUUUCAUAUACGUGUUGUCGCCCUUGAUUGACUGCCUUGGUCAGUCUGCAUUCACAAAAGGAUGUGAAAGUCUUUUUAAUAUUAACUGUAGCUUUUAUGGUACACAAGCUGCAUAAUGACUGGAGCUGAAUAGGGAUGAUUGACAAAGCAGAGUCUAACGGAGCCUGUGAAUGUAGAACCAAAGUCCUAACUCGGUUUGGUCAUUUUCUAUAUACAGUACAAGUAGUAAUAUGAUUUUUCACGAUCACAUAAUUUACCAGUAAAUCACUAGUUUGUAUAGUAUUUCGUGACUAAAAAAGUCACUAAUUUGUACAUUGUUGCUUCUGCAAUGCCAGAUACGAGCAUUGGCUUUAUCUACUGCUUUAUGUAGCUAGAAGGUUCUCUCUCUCUAAUUGUUAAGUGAGCUCAGCCUCAAGCCAAUUUUUAUCACACAUUCCGAGGAACCCACAAGUACUACACAUUUAUCCAAACUUCCCAAACAUGCAAAUUUAUUUGUUCUUUGCUUUAUCUUAACUGGAGGGUCGGGACACUUGAGAGCAUCAACAAUUCUGAUGAGCUUGCAUAAUGCAGAAGUUUGGAUAUACGGGAAAGACUAUGAUUCAGACAUUCGAAGCUAUCAAGGGUGGUGGAGGAUCCGUUAAAGUAGGAACCACCGGAACAAUCAGUGCUCUCAUGUCUAAGGAAUUAGAAUCCGGGAAAUUUGCAUUUCAGAUUCCAGUGUCGUUUGGAAAUGAUUCUCCUCCAGUUUCUUCCUCUGGAUGCUCCGGUGACAGCAUUCCGAGAAGGCCAAAAUCUACAAUGUCAGUGGGUGAAGCAAGCAGCAGCGACCAAAAUCAUGAAUCCCCUGAAGUCACAAGGAAAAAGCACACUGGAAAAACUCAUCGAAUUCCUAUUCUCAAGGCUGAUAAUGUACCCAUGGAUGGAACUCCUAUAAGGCAAAAACCAGUCAAAAAGGGGUCUGGCAUGGUCGAAAUCGUGGACAUAACAUGUGGCAAUCCGGACAGUACGUGGGCAAACCCGAUACGAAAUCGUUUAAAGAAGCUUGGUUUCUCGAAAUUAUCUGAGAGCACUGUCUAAUAAUGCCAACUUUCAAGAUCAGCCAAUUGAAUCCAGGAAAUGUGAUUGGCCCGAUUGCUCGCUGCAACCUCCACAAUAUAACACGUGCUCGGUUCUUAAGAACAACCAUCAAUCCAAGCUUAAGUUUUGCACUGUCAUCUGUAGAAGCCAGGUCUGAAAGUUGCUGCUGAUAAGGCGUGUGUCUGUGAGAGCAACUUCGAUAGCAUAAUUCUAGCCUGCUAAAGUAGUCCAUUUCUUGAAUAUGGAGAUCCAACAAUGCCUAUAUCAACAGGAUAAAUUUUCAAGCCUUUUGCCCGAAAAUUGUCGAGCUAACUCUUUUGAAUUUGUGCUAAAUAUGGGGAAAGAAAUACUAGUAUGUAAAAGAAAAUAUUUCUAAUUUUCCAAAAUAAGUGCUUUUCUAUUUA
This is a messenger RNA of Olea europaea var. sylvestris, 2094 nucleotides long. RefSeq lists its product as uncharacterized. The coding region runs from base 1178 to 1690 and encodes 170 amino acids. The transcript has 2 exons. The record is from RefSeq and is a predicted model, not a curated record. Lineage: Eukaryota; Viridiplantae; Streptophyta; Magnoliopsida; Lamiales; Oleaceae.